GAAGUGAACCAGCUUCGUAGUACCGAAAACCCAGAGUUAACCCUGAAGUUACCUCGAUAACCACAAAUCCUGCUUCGUACUACAGACCUCUGGAAGUGAAUGUGAGUCGAUGUGACGUCGUCUCAGUGAUGGAAACACAACGAGCUGGUUGAUGUUCAGUAACUGAAUCCUUCCUCCUCUCUGACUGACUCACGACAUCAUCACGACUUUGUUUAUCUAACGACAUCAUCACAUCGCUGCUCUGACUCUCAGAUGUGGAGGACAGAUGUGGAGGACAGAUGUGGAGGACAGAUGUGGAGGACAUGGUGGGACCUGAACACUGAAGGGACGGACGGAGACGGAGGAGGAAGCAGAGCGACGGAGAGAUGAAGCAGUGACAGGAUGAACCAUUGCUUCGUCGGCAACGACUCCUCCUCCGAGGAGACCCAGGUGGCGUGUUUCCACGACGACGAUGCGUUCAAGUACCGCGCCUACACCUUCACCUACCUGCCGCUGUUCCCCGUGGCGUUCCUCUGCAACAUCGGAGCGCUGGUCGUCUUCUUCCUGCAGAGAGGACGCAGCUCCGCCUCCUGCGUGGUCAUGAUGAACCUCGCCCUAUCAGACGGCAGCUUCUCCCUCACCCUGCCGCUGCGGUUGGCUUAUUACUUCCGGGGCGGAGUCUGGGACUUCCCUGAUUGGCUGUGCCGACUGUGCGUCUACGGCUUCUACGUCAACCUGUACACCAGCAUCCUCUUCCUCACGCUACUGAGCGUGCUCCGUUGGCUCGCCGUAAACCAUCCGCUCCGUCACCGCACUCUGGUCACGCCCACUCGAACCCUAUUGGUCUGUCUGGGCGUCUGGCUGUUUGUGGGCGUGUCCUCCAUCCCCUUCCUGUACCAGGGGGUGAAGACGAGGGAUGGGUGUCCUCGAUGCUUCGAGCCGUCCAGCUCGUCCAAUUGGGGGCGUGUCCUGAUCUUAAACUACGUGGCGUUGGCUCUCGGCUUCCUCCUCCCUUUCGUCACAAUCAUCGUUUGCUACAGCAGGAUCGUGCGACGCCUGAAGGCCCGCUUCGGCCUCCACGGCAGCAGUCGAUCCGACACUCGCCGUCGCGACAGACGGCGCUCGAUGAACCUGGUCGCCAUGGUGACGGCGACCUUCCUGCUCUGCUUUCUGCCCUAUCACGUGAUACGGUCUCUGCAUCUGCACGCCGUGUGCGGCGGCUGGGACUGCGGCGUCACGCAGGCGCUGCAGCGGGCGGUGGUGGUGACGCUGUGUCUGGCGGCGUCCAACAGCGUGGUCAACCCGCUGCUGUACUACUACUCCACCAGGACGUUCAGAGACAACAUGAGGGAGGCUCAGUCCUCUCUGAUGGCCAGCAGGAGGGGGUCCGGACUGGCUCUAAAGAGGAGAAGGAGCACCGCCUGAGGGACCUGGAGGGUCAUCAGAGGCCCAAUCCCAAUGUCCCCCCUGAAGCCUAAAUGGACUUAGCGGGAACGCGCCUCAAAGUCCAUGAGUGUGGAUAUCUGUCCCUAUCAGCUCUGCGGCUGGAUCCGUCAAAAAACUCCUUCCUUACUUCCUUUUCCUAAAUCCUUCUGCUUCACGUUGAUGGAACACAUCAAGGAUUAUUUAAUUGUGGUCUUUAUAGAAUCUUUUGUUUUAUUUAUUUCAAUGAAAAUACAUAUUUAUAACAUUCUUCUGUAAAUUAAAGUGUCACCUUUGCGACCUAAAAUAGAAGGUAAGGUCGCAGAAGGUCGUAGAAAAUAAAUUGGGUGAAAGAAUGAGACUGAAAUCACCGGCAGCUCUGAAGACAGUGGCUAUUAAGAAGGGUCCAACAGUCGGCAAGGAGGUUCCAGGUGUUGGGGAGUCCAGAGGUUGUUGAGGACUCCAGGGAUUGUUGGGGAGUCCAGGGAGUUUUGGGGAGUCCAGGGCUUGUUGGGGAGUCCAGGGAGUUUUGGGGAGUCCAGGGCUUGUUGGGGAGUCCAGGGAUUGUUGGGGAAUUUUGGGGUUGUUGAGGUAUACAGGGGUUGUUGGGGAGUCUUUGGAUUGUUGGGGAGUCCAGGGUUUGUUGGGGAGUCCAGGGAUUGUUGGGAAGUCCAAGGGUUGUUGGGGAGUCCAGGGGUUGUUGGGGAGUCUAGUUGUUGUUGGGGAGUCCAGGUGUUGUUGUUGAGUCCAGGUGUUGUUGAGGACUCCAGGGAGUUUUGGGGAGUCUUUUGAUUGUUGGGGAGUCCAGGGAGUUUUGGGGAGUCUUUGGAUUGUUGGGGAGUCCAGAGUUUGUUGGGGAGUCCAGGGAUUGUUGGGAAGUCCAAGGGUUGUUGGGGAGUCCAGGGUUUGUUGGGGAGUCCAGGGAUUGUUGGGAAGUCCAAGGGUUGUUGGGGAGUCCAGGGAUUGUUGGGAAGUCCAAGGGUUGUUGGGGAGUCCAGGGUUUGUUGGGGAGUCCAGGGAUUGUUGGGGAGUCCAGGGAUUGUUGAGGAGUCAAGGGAUUGUUGAGGAGUCAAGGGAUUGUUGGGGAGUCUAGUUGUUGUUAGGGAGUCCAGGUGUUGUUGUUGAGUCCAGGUGUUGUUGAGGACUCCAGGGAGUUUUGGGGAGUCUUUUGAUUGUUGGGGAGUCCAGGGAGUUUUGGGGAGUCUUUGGAUUGUUGGGGAGUCCAGAGUUUGUUGGGGAGUCCAGGGAUUGUUGGGAAGUCCAAGGGUUGUUGGGGAGUCCAGGGUUUGUUGGGGAGUCCAGGGAUUGUUGGGAAGUCCAAGGGUUGUUGGGGAGUCCAGGGAUUGUUGGGAAGUCCAAGGGUUGUUGGGGAGUCCAGGGUUUGUUGGGGAGUCCAGGGAUUGUUGGGGAGUCCAGGGAUUGUUGAGGAGUCAAGGGAUUGUUGAGGAGUCAAGGGAUUGUUGGGGAGUCUAGUUGUUGUUGGGGAGUCCAGGUGUUGUUGUUGAGUCCAGGUGUUGUUGAGGACUCCAGGGAUUGUUGGGGAGUCUUUGGAUUGUUGUGGAUUCCAUGGAGUAUUGGGGAGUCCAGGGGUUGUUUAGGAGGAUCCAGUUGUUGUUUAGGAGGAUCCAGUUGUUGUUUAGGAGGGUCCAGUUGUUGUUUAGGAGGGUCCAGUUGUUGUUUAGGAGGGUCCAGUUGUUGUUUAGGAGGGUCCAGAUGUUGUUUAGGAGGAAGUUCCUGUUAUAUAAACUACACUUAAAACUGCAUUCGGUCAAUUUGAGCAAAUAUUAUAACUUUUUAUUAUAUUUGGUCAAACACAGGGACACAGGAGAAAAUGUCUUAUUUUAUUUCACUGUGGUGAAGUUAGUUAGUGGACAUCUUGGACACGUGUCUCUAAAUGUCUCUAAAUGUCUCUAAAUAUGUGUCUCCAUCACCUGUUGAGUAACGGCGCCCUCUGCAGGGUUUCACACUGAGAAGCUACCUGUCAGGUGUUUCUGACUGAAAGUACGCCGCUGAUAUUCUCUGUUUCUCUUCAUGUUCAGACUCAAACCAACAGUCUUAUUAUACACUGUAUAUGAAGGAUUCAUCCGCCGCUGAAAAUAGUCCCCAACAAGUCCCUAUUUCCUCCUGUUUGAUAAAAACUACAGCGAGAUGAAACUACUGUAUAUAUCUGUUUUUAAAGAUUAACGUCGGACCAACACAUCGUUGGUUUGGGUCUAUACAUGGUGUGUGUGUGUGUGUGUGUGUGUGUGUGUGUGUGUGUGUGGUUAUUAAUAAUUGUUUUAUAAACUUGUUUCCAGUGAAGAAUCUUUGUUUACAUGUUUGAUUAAUCGGUAAUAAAUUAAACUCAAUAUAAGAAGUUUCAGUCAC
Molecule: messenger RNA, 3768 nt
Organism: Sebastes umbrosus (honeycomb rockfish)
Lineage: Eukaryota; Metazoa; Chordata; Actinopteri; Perciformes; Sebastidae
Gene: cysltr3
Product: cysteinyl leukotriene receptor 3
Exons: 6
Coding region: 382-1404 (340 amino acids)
Biological process (GO): G protein-coupled receptor signaling pathway
Cellular component (GO): plasma membrane
Molecular function (GO): G protein-coupled receptor activity
Source: RefSeq, a predicted model, not a curated record